Messenger RNA from Anopheles aquasalis, 1905 nucleotides. RefSeq lists its product as uncharacterized. NCBI's taxonomy places the organism in Eukaryota, Metazoa, Arthropoda, Insecta, Diptera, Culicidae. The record is from RefSeq and is a predicted model, not a curated record.
AUGAUUCCAAUCGACACCUUCAGUUACUUUCAGCCAUCGUCUGAGGGAGCAGAGAAUCUACUGACAAGCUUCGAGAUUCGCCAUGGAUACACCUACCCAUCGAGUGUGACCGUGGCUGAGGGCGAGCUGAUCCAUCUGCGGCUACUGGUACCGAUGCAGACCGGUGAUCGUUGCCUCUACCGCGAACCCGGUUCACCAAGCGAUAUCGAUGUGCACGGCGAAGAAGGCCAGCGCAUGCAGCAGCUGCCCGAUGAAGAGAACAACCAGACCGUCAUCAAUGAUCCGUAUGUGAACGGGAACGAGUGUGGCAUUCGCGUUAGUCCUGUCCAGAAGCGAGAUGCCGGCUUUUGGCGGCUAACACUAGUGCGAGGACAGGAGCGGAUCCGGGGAGUUACGAUGGUGGACGUGAUCGAGCGACCGAUCCUACCAGAGGCAAGUGAUGGAAGUGUCGGUUCGCUGGAAGACAUAAGUCCGGAUCGGACGGAGUAUUGCUAUGUGCAACGGCUAGACGGGGCCAGCGAGGGAUUGAAUGUUCCCAUGCAUGAACGGUGCUCCGUUCCACUGAAGGAAACCGAUCCGACCGGCGCCGGUAUGUGGCGUGUUGUGGCUGGAGUCCAGGGACAGAUGCGCGAAAUUUCGUACGGAAUUCACAUCGAAAACAAAGAGGAACAAAUCUUCCCAUCAGUACACAAGGAAACGGACUAUCAUGUACUUUCCUGCCAUCUGCGCUACACCCGCUUGAUGCUGAAAUUCUGUCGCUUCAUCCGGCUAGCAGACAACCUGGGCUUGAAUGUGAUGCCCGGACUCGGUACGACACGGUACGGUUACACUGGUGCCGGUUUCGAGCGGAACGAGUGUGGUUUGGAAAUUCACGAACCGGACGGCCUGGACAAGGGUCUCUGGAAGUGUGUGCUUGGUUACGGCGAUGCGGAACUAACGAAGGUCUCCGGUGCCAUACUGGACAACUCGGACACUGUCCUCCCGUUAGCGAUCAUCGAACGGGAAGCAACGGUAACGGCACAAAACCGAACGCUCACAAUGCUACAGUGCAACGUGAACAAACCCAUCGAUUACUGUUGGUUCCGCGGACCGCACGGACAGUUCUACUCACUGUCGGAAGCCCUUGCCCCAGAAGGCAACACUGGCCACUGGUACAGCGGGAUCUCUCUAGCGAUGGGUGACUGCGGGAUUACGCUCGAAUCGAUCUCCGAUCUCGAACAUGCCGGCCUAUGGCACUGUUACGCAGGCAAUGGACGCAUAUCGGCAGUGGAAGUGUCGACCACGUUCACGGUUCGCAUCUCCGAGUCGCAGAUGAUCAGUGUGGCCGACAAGGUCGAAGUGCGACCGGAGUUUCCGGCCGUACUGGGCUGUGAUUCGAUCCCGAAAGGAACUCCGCUACAGUACUGUCGCUUCGUGACGCCAACGGGGGAAGCAUUCAGUUUAAAUGAAAACGUAACCAACGAGCGGCCCAUUCUGGAGCGAUACUACACGAAUCCUAACCAUGAUCUGACCAAAGGUUCCUGUUCGCUGGUGAUCGCUAGCGUUAGACCGGAUGACGUUGGGGAAUGGAUUUGUGCGGGUAAAAUCGAAGGCCAUCCAACGGAACACAUUGCCACCAUGGAACUGGUGGACCCACCGGACGACAGUGCACAGGAGGGCGACGGUCGCUCUACCCUGUCGGCGGCUUCUAUCAGUGGCAUGGUUAUAGGUUCCAUUGCCAUCGUCGUCACUGCGUUCGGUGUCGGUUGGUGGCGGUACAGGAAGCGAUUGCACGAAGAAGUGGCCAACGUUAACCAAGAGCUGCAAAUGCGGUCGCUGCAAAUCGGUGAAACCAUCAGUGUGAUCAGUUCGGAUAGUAGCGGCAGUAGCCGGGCCAGUCAUCAGAGUUUCCGGCUAGCACAUUAG